AUGAAGAAGAAGAAAAAAAAACCACCACCACCGCCAAAGCCAGUGGAAAAAAUUGUUACCUGUGGUGAUAGCUUCAAGACUAUCAAAGACUCAGCAGAUUUACCACCUGGUAAAGGUUCAUGCAAAGGAUACAAUGGUCUACGUUACUUUUGCAAAUGGACAACAUGCCAUUGGGAAACCACAAAAGGCCGCAAACCAUUCCAGAAAUUCCCUAGCAAGUCCAAAUUUUUCAACAGCCUCUUGGUAAAAAAAAUUGAUAGUUUAAAACUACGACUAAUAAUCUUUCUGCCCCCUUGGCUCUCAUCGUCUGCGAAUCCAUCAGUUAAUCAAGAGUGGCACUACGAAAAUUGCGUGCGUUUCCCCUUUGAUGGAGAGCAACUCCGCCUGGCUGGCAAGGAUGCUGGCAAGCCUCCAAAGCCAAAGUUCGUGAAACAAGUGGCUACAGGCCAAUUCUGGGCCCACAAUAAGCAAAAAUACCUUGUUGUCAAUGGUAUUGAUGACCCAUUAGACCAGGCGGAACACCCUUACGUAUGUGCAUGGACUGAUUUGGAUGAUCGCAACAACGCAUUCAGACCUGUGUGUCAUGGAUGCGUCCGCAAUGACUUCAUAGAAUUACCCGAACCAAACAUCCCAGCACCAAAGUGA
Molecule: messenger RNA, 645 nt
Organism: Puccinia triticina
Lineage: Eukaryota; Fungi; Basidiomycota; Pucciniomycetes; Pucciniales; Pucciniaceae
Exons: 4
Coding region: 1-645 (214 amino acids)
Source: RefSeq, a predicted model, not a curated record